Messenger RNA from Emys orbicularis (European pond turtle), 1203 nucleotides. RefSeq names its product AAR2 splicing factor (gene AAR2). Lineage: Eukaryota; Metazoa; Chordata; Testudines; Emydidae. Gene Ontology annotation, biological process: spliceosomal tri-snRNP complex assembly. Bases 16 to 1170 code for a protein of 384 amino acids. The transcript has 3 exons. The record is from RefSeq and is a predicted model, not a curated record.
GGACCAGCAGACAAGAUGGCAGAAAUGCAGAUAGAUCCAGACCUGGCCAAGAGACUCUUUUUUGAGGGUGCCACAGUUGUCAUUUUGAACAUGCCUGAGGGGACAGAGUUUGGCAUUGAUUACAACACUUGGCAUGUGGGCCCCAGAUUCCGGGGAGUCAAGAUGAUCCCUCCAGGCAUCCAUUUCUUCCACUAUAGCUCUGUCAACAGGUGUAAUACCAAAGAGACAGGUCCCCGUACUGGCUUCUUCUUAAGCCUGCAGCAGCGAGACUUGCAGAUUCUGCACUGGAACUCAUUGAAUGAGGAAGUGGACCUCACCCCAGCAUCUGAAGAAGAGAUUGAAAUAAUGAGGUCAAACCUCCAGGAGAUGGACAAGUUUCUUGGGCCAUACCCAUAUGAGACCCUCAAGAAAUGGAUCUCCCUCACUAACUUCAUCAGUGAACCAGUGAUGAAGAAGCUGCAGCCAGAGAGUGGACAGAUCUGUGCCUUUUCAGAGGUUCUGCCGGUUCUGGCUGGGAAGCACACCAAAGACAGAGCUGAACAGAACCUGCCCCGAUAUGACACAGAAUGUAAGAGCUACGCAGAAGGCUUGGCCCGACUGCCCAAAAUGAAGCUGAAAGCUGGCACUGAGAUCCGGUUCACAGAGAUGCCGAAGCAGAUGUACCCUGAUGGUGCUACUCCUGAGGAAAUAACCAGGCACAGCAUGGACCUUAGCUAUGCUCUGGAAACAGUGAUUAACAAGCAGUACUCCAGCCAGCCCCAGGAUGUGCUCGCCGAGCUGCAGUUUGCUUUCAUCUGCUUCCUGAUUGGGAACGUCUAUGAUGCAUUUGAGCACUGGAAAAAACUUCUGAAUGUUUUGUGCAGAUCAGAGGAUGCCAUAGGGAAGCAUCAGGUCCUCUACACCAACCUCAUUUCUGUCCUGUACCACCAGCUCAGUGAAAUUCCAGCUGACUUCUUUGUGGACAUAGUCUCCCAGGACAACUUUUUAACCAGCACCUUACAGGUGUUUUUUUCCUACACCUGCAGCACCACCGUUGACAGGACGCUGAGGAAAAAGGCAGAAAAAUUUAAAGCCCACCUCACUAAGAAAUUCAAAUGGGACUUUGAGGCUGAGCCAGAUGACUGUGCCCCUGUGGUAGUUGAGCUGCCAGAAGGUGUGCUAUUGGACUGAAUGAAAUGCUGUUUUGGAACCAAGCACGGGGGG